Messenger RNA from Daktulosphaira vitifoliae (grape phylloxera), 459 nucleotides. Its product is annotated as gamma-glutamylaminecyclotransferase-like. NCBI's taxonomy places the organism in Eukaryota, Metazoa, Arthropoda, Insecta, Hemiptera, Phylloxeridae. The transcript has 3 exons. The coding region runs from base 1 to 459 and encodes 152 amino acids. The record is from RefSeq and is a predicted model, not a curated record. Gene Ontology annotation, molecular function: gamma-glutamylaminecyclotransferase activity.
AUGGAGAAAGUAUUUGUUUAUGGAACCUUAAAACAUAACCAACCCAACUUUGAUGCAAUGAAAGAUGAAAAAAAUGGUAUCGCUUCAUUUAGUACUAAAGCUACUUCAAUUAAAAUGUAUCCUCUAGUAAUUGGUACAAAAUAUAACAUUCCUUUUUUGCUUUGCAGAGAAGGUUUGGGCCAUGAAAUACGUGGUGAAGUUUAUGAUGUAGAUGCCAAUAUGUUAAACUUUUUGGAUAAAUUUGAAAAUCACCCUAAUUUUUAUGUAAGGAAAAAGAUUUCUGUUAAGUUACCUAACAGUAGUGUUACAGAAUUGAAGAAAUUACAUCAUUGGAAAUGGAAUUUGAGAGCUAUACAUAAUCAUAAUCAAAAUUAUAAUUUUUUAAAAGUAAAUACUAUGAAUCAAUCAAAAGAUUUACUCAUAAAAAUCCAAAAGGCCACCGAAUUAUUCUCCCAUUGA